CUACAAAAUUGUCAAUUGUUAAAACCAUACAAAGAACUCAUUGAACUUUGGAUUAGUAAAGUGGAAAACAUAUUUGGCAUUUUAAAGGAUGAUCAAACUAUUCCAUUGACUCAAAGAGUAGCAGUUAGCUCAGGCACUUUAAAUGAUGAUCAAAUCCUUCCAUCGAUUCAAAGAUUAAGAGAAAAAAUAAGUACUUCAAAUAAUGAUAUAGUUGAGCCAAAUAUCAAUAAAGAAUCGAAUAUUGAGACAAUAAAACAAGACCUAGUCGAUUGGUAUGACAAAUAUACUAAGUUUAGGAAGAAUGAGAAGAUAGAAAAGUUGAAACAUUUCGUUAGCAUUAAAUAUCACUAUAACAAUCUGUGGUAUGCAGCUACUCAAGAAACUCCUCCUGAAUCUGAUUCUCUAAAUAACAAACAAAAGGCUUUUGCAGAUAUUCCUUUUGGCACAAAUCUGCCCCCAAAAAUUUUCAGAGGAUAUAUUUCACACUUCAUUAGUUCUACCAUUAAAAUAUCUGAAAAAUAUAAAAGAAAAAUAUAG
This is a messenger RNA of Racocetra persica, 537 nucleotides long. Lineage: Eukaryota; Fungi; Glomeromycota; Glomeromycetes; Diversisporales; Gigasporaceae. The record is from the annotation of a GenBank genome assembly.